AUGCAGACCAUCCUCAACGCCCUCACCAAGGACAAUGUCAAUAAAUUGCCUACAGCUGACAAAUUGGAUGACUCUGCGCCCUCGUCGCGUACUCCAUCGGUGCACCACCCGUCCCUCUCCCGGCGGUCAUCCGUAUCCGCCUCGCAUCCCCGCUUGCCGGAUCACGGGCCGAGCCACAGUGUCGACACGACCAAGAUCGGGCAGGCCGUCGUCACGCCCCGCAAGGAACGCCCGCAGCACAAGCGGUCCUUGACCGGCUCUUACUUCCCCUCUCAGAAGGGCGUGGUGGGCGGCGAGGAGUGGCCGGUCGGCCAGGAGGCGACGUGGAAGACCGCUCUCAAGGCUAACGAUGUCGACGAAGACGACGUGCAGGGCGUGGCCAACACCAUUGUCCGACAUGUCACGACGUCGCUUGCUCGUCAGGCCGGUAACAUGGACACAAUCGCCGCAUACCAGGCGACCGCCCUGUCUGUCCGGGACCAGCUCAUCAAGCGAUGGAACGAGACCACUUCGUACCACACCGCCCGCGCUCCCAAGCGUAUCUACUACUUCUCCAUCGAGUGGUUGAUCGGACGCUCGCUCGACAACGCCGUGCUCAACCUGGGCAUGAAGAACACCUACGAAGACGCCUCGAGGAAGCUCGGCUUUAACUUUGAAGACCUGUUGAACGAAGAGCGAGACGCCGCGCUCGGAAACGGUGGUCUGGGCCGUCUUGCCGCGUGCUACAUUGAUAGUAUGGCGACUCUCAGUCUUCCCGGAUGGGGCUACGGUCUCCGAUACAAUUAUGGUAUCUUCAAGCAAAUGCUGUCCAAGACUGGCGAGCAGCUCGAGGCCCCCGACCCGUGGCUCGACCGAGAAAACCCCUGGGAGAUUGCCCGUCUGGACGUGGCGUACCCUAUCCGAUUCUACGGAAACGUCGAGCCGGUCGCCAAUUCCGACAAGGCGGUGUGGUCAGGCGGGAUGGAGUGUUUGGCGGUGGCGUACGACACGCCCAUUCCCGGUUACGCGACCAAGAACUGCGCCAACAUCCGAUUGUGGAGCGCCAAGCCCGUCCAAGGCUUCGACCUGAACUCCUUCAACGCUGGUAACUACGAAGCCAGUGUGCACGCUAGCUCUGAAGUCGGCAAUAUCACCCAAGUUCUCUACCCCAAUGACAACAUGUACCAGGGCAAGCUCCUCCGGCUGCAGCAGCAGUACUUGUGGUGCUCUGCUUCGCUCCAGGACAUCUUGAGGCGAUUCACCAAGCUCGAGCUCCCCUGGACCCAGCUUCCUGACUACAUCUGCAUCCAGAUGAACGACACGCACCCGACUAUCGUCAUCGCCGAGCUCAUGCGGAUCCUCAUUGAUGAGGAGGACAUUUCGUACGACCAGGCCUGGAAGAUCACCACCAAGGUCUUUGCGUACACCAAUCACACUGUCCUGCCUGAAGCGCUCGAAAAGUGGGAGGUCAGCCUCUUCGAGAAGCUCCUCCCCCGCCACCUGCAGAUCAUCUACAGGAUCAACCACGACUUCCUGCAGCAGGUCGCCAAGCGCUGGCCCAACGAUAAUGACCGUCUCGCCCGCAUGUCCAUCAUCGAAGAGGGGACCCCCAAGUACGUCCGCAUGGCCUACCUCGCCAUCGUCGGUUCGUUCAAGGUCAACGGUGUCGCCGAGCUCCACUCGCAACUCCUCCAGGCCACCAUCUUCAAGGACUUUGUCGAGUUCAAGGGUCGCGACCACUUUACCAACGUCACGAACGGUAUCACCCCGCGUCGAUGGUUGCUGCAGUGCAACCCGGAACUCUCGGCGCUCAUUACCCACUCGCUCGGGUCCGAGGCGUGGCUCACCAACGCCCAGCUCCUCAAGAACCUCAUCCCCAUGGCUGAGCAAAAGGAGUUCCGAAAAGCGUUUGACAUUAUCAAGCAAAACAACAAAAGGCGACUCGCAGAGGUCAUUGAGCAGGAGCUGGGCAUCACCCUCAACCCCCGGUCGGUCUUUGCGGCGCAAAUCAAGCGGAUGCACGAGUACAAGCGCCAGACGCUCAACAUCUUCGCCAUCAUCCAUCGGUACCUCGAGAUCAAAAAGGCGAGCCCGGCGGACAGGAAGAAGAUCCAGCCGUGGACAUUCAUCUUUGCUGGAAAGGCCGCGCCGGGGUACUAUAUCGCCAAGCUGGUCAUCCGGCUGAUUGUCAAUGUUGGCAAGAUUGUCAACAACGACCAGGACGUCGGCGACCUGCUCAAGGUGGUCUUCAUCCCGGACUACAGUGUCUCCAUCGCCGAAGUCCUCAUUCCCGCUGCGGACAUCUCGGUCCAGAUUUCUACCGCUGGUACCGAGGCUUCCGGCACUUCCAACAUGAAGCUCGCGCUGAACGGUGCCUUGCUCCUCGGUACCGUCGACGGAGCCAACAUUGAGAUCGCCGAAGACGCCGGCGAAGACCAGUGCUUCAUGUUUGGCUACCUCAACGACCAGGUCCAGCAGGUCCGAUACAACAACAGCUACAACCCGACGCCGCUCGAGCAGCGGUCGCCCGAGCUUGCGGCGGUGUUCAAGCAUAUCGAGUCGGGCGCGUUUGGGGAUGCUGGGAUCUACGACUCGCUCCUCAAGACUGUCUACGAGCACGACUAUUACCUCGUCUCGAACGACUUUGGGUCAUACCUCGCCGCCCAGAAGCUUGUUGAUGAGCUUUGGGGCGGAGACCCGGAGGAGUGGACACGUAAAGCUAUUAUCACUUCAUGCAGUAUGGGAGACUUCUCUUCGGAUAGGUCUGUCCAAGACUACGCGGACGGAAUCUGGGGUGUCGAGAGUGAGCGGGUUCCGGACAACUAA
Molecule: messenger RNA, 2805 nt
Organism: Dioszegia hungarica
Lineage: Eukaryota; Fungi; Basidiomycota; Tremellomycetes; Tremellales; Bulleribasidiaceae
Product: carbohydrate phosphorylase-domain-containing protein
Exons: 20
Coding region: 1-2805 (934 amino acids)
Biological process (GO): glycogen catabolic process
Cellular component (GO): cytoplasm
Molecular function (GO): glycogen phosphorylase activity; pyridoxal phosphate binding
Source: RefSeq, a predicted model, not a curated record